AUGCGCGGCGCCGGUGGCCCCCGCGGCCCUCGGGGCCCCGCUAAGAUGUUGCUGCUGCUGGCGCUGGCCUGUGCCAGCCCGUUCCCGGAGGAGGUGCCGGGGCCGGGCGGGGCCGGCGGGCCUGGCGGGGGCCCCGGCGGGGCGCGACCGCUCAACGUGGCGCUCGUGUUCUCGGGGCCCGCGUACGCGACCGAGGCGGCGCGCCUGGGCCCGGCCGUAGCGGCGGCCGUGCGCAGCCCGGGCCUGGACGUGCGGCCGGUGGCGCUGGUGCUCAACGGCUCGGACCCACGCAGCCUCGUGCUGCAACUCUGCGACCUGCUGUCGGGGCUGCGCGUGCACGGCGUCGUCUUCGAGGACGACUCGCGCGCGCCCGCCGUCGCGCCCAUCCUUGACUUCCUGUCGGCGCAGACCUCGCUGCCCAUCGUGGCCGUGCACGGCGGCGCGGCGCUCGUGCUCACGCCCAAGGAGAAAGGUUCCACCUUCCUGCAGCUGGGCUCGUCCACUGAGCAGCAGCUUCAGGUCAUCUUCGAGGUGCUGGAGGAAUACGACUGGACGUCCUUUGUAGCCGUCACCACGCGUGCCCCUGGCCACCGGGCCUUCCUGUCCUACAUCGAGGUGCUCACUGAUGGCAGCCUGGUGGGCUGGGAGCACCGUGGGGCGUUGACGCUGGACCCUGGGGCUGGCGAGGCCGUGCUGGGCGCCCAGCUCCGCAGUGUCAGUGCCCAGAUCCGCCUGCUUUUCUGUGCCCGUGAGGAGGCCGAGCCCGUGUUCCGGGCAGCCGAGGAGGCUGGCCUCACUGGGCCUGGCUACGUCUGGUUUAUGGUGGGGCCCCAGCUGGCUGGAGGCGGGGGCUCAGGCGCCCCCGGGGAGCCACCUCUUCUGCCAGGAGGCGCCCCACUGCCUGCUGGGCUGUUUGCAGUGCGCUCGGCAGGCUGGCGGGAUGACCUGGCCCGGCGUGUGGCAGCUGGUGUGGCCGUCGUGGCCAGAGGUGCCCAGGCCCUGCUGCGUGACUAUGGCUUCCUGCCUGAACUUGGCCAUGACUGUCGCGCCCAGAACCGCACCCAUCGAGGGGAGAGUCUACACAGGUACUUCAUGAAUAUCACCUGGGACAACCGGGACUACUCCUUCAAUGAGGACGGCUUCCUUGUGAACCCCUCCCUGGUGGUCAUCUCCCUCACCCGAGACAGGACGUGGGAGGUGGUGGGCAGCUGGGAGCAGCAGACUCUCCGCCUCAAGUACCCUCUGUGGUCGCGCUACGGCCGCUUCCUGCAGCCAGUGGAUGACACGCAGCACCUCACGGUGGCCACGCUGGAAGAGCGGCCCUUCGUCAUCGUGGAGCCUGCCGACCCCAUCAGUGGCACUUGCAUCCGAGACUCUGUGCCCUGCCGGAGCCAGCUCAACCGCACCCACAGCCCUCCGCCCGACGCCCCCCGCCCGGAAAAGCGCUGCUGCAAGGGUUUCUGCAUCGACAUUCUGAAGCGGCUGGCGCAGACCAUCGGCUUCAGCUACGACCUCUACCUGGUCACCAACGGCAAGCACGGCAAAAAGAUAGACGGCGUCUGGAACGGCAUGAUCGGGGAGGUGUUCUACCAACGCGCAGACAUGGCCAUUGGCUCCCUCACCAUCAACGAGGAGCGGUCCGAAAUCGUGGAUUUCUCUGUGCCCUUCGUAGAGACCGGCAUCAGCGUCAUGGUGGCGCGGAGCAAUGGCACCGUGUCACCCUCGGCCUUCCUCGAGCCAUACAGCCCUGCCGUGUGGGUGAUGAUGUUCGUCAUGUGCCUCACUGUGGUCGCGGUCACCGUUUUCAUCUUCGAGUACCUCAGUCCCGUCGGCUACAACCGCAGCCUGGCCACGGGCAAACGCCCUGGUGGCUCAACCUUCACCAUUGGGAAAUCCAUCUGGCUGCUCUGGGCCCUGGUGUUCAAUAACUCGGUGCCUGUGGAGAACCCCCGGGGGACCACCAGCAAAAUCAUGGUGUUGGUGUGGGCCUUCUUCGCCGUCAUCUUCCUCGCCAGCUACACAGCCAACCUGGCCGCCUUCAUGAUCCAGGAGGAGUACGUGGACACCGUGUCUGGGCUCAGUGACCGAAAGUUCCAGCGGCCCCAGGAGCAGUACCCGCCCCUGAAGUUUGGGACGGUGCCCAACGGGUCCACGGAGAAGAACAUCCGCAGCAACUACCCCGACAUGCACAGUUACAUGGUGCGCUACAACCAGCCCCGCGUAGAGGAAGCGCUCACUCAGCUCAAGGCAGGGAAGCUGGACGCCUUCAUCUAUGACGCGGCUGUGCUCAACUACAUGGCCCGCAAAGAUGAGGGCUGCAAGCUCGUCACCAUUGGCUCGGGCAAGGUCUUUGCCACCACGGGCUAUGGCAUCGCCUUGCACAAGGGUUCCCGCUGGAAGCGGCCCAUUGAUCUGGCACUGCUGCAGUUCCUGGGGGAUGAUGAGAUCGAGAUGCUGGAACGGCUGUGGCUCUCCGGAAUCUGCCACAAUGACAAGAUCGAGGUGAUGAGCAGCAAGCUGGACAUCGACAACAUGGCAGGCGUCUUCUACAUGCUCCUGGUGGCCAUGGGCCUCUCUCUGCUGGUCUUCGCCUGGGAGCACCUGGUGUACUGGCGCCUGCGGCAUUGCCUGGGGCCCACCCACCGCAUGGAUUUCCUGCUGGCCUUCUCCAGGGGCAUGUACAGCUGCUGCAGCGCAGAAGCUGCGCCGCCGCCCGCCAAACCCCCGCCGCCGCCGCAGCCGCUGCCCAGCCCUGCAUACCCGGCGGCAAGGCCCCCGCCGGGCCCCGCGCCCUUCGUGCCGCGCGAGCGCGCAGCCGUGGACCGCUGGCGCCGCGCCAAAGGUGCGGGGCCGCCGGGCGGCGCGGGCUUGGCCGACGGCUUCCACCGCUACUACGGCCCCAUCGAGCCGCAGGGCCUGGGCGUGGGAGAGGCGCGAGCAGCGCCCCGGGGCGCGACUGGGCGCCCGCUGUCUCCGCCGGCCACGCAGCCGCCACAGAAGCCGCCGCCCUCCUACUUCGCCAUCGUGCGUGACAAGGAGCCGGCCGAGCCCCCCGCGGGCGCCUUCCCAGGCUUCCCGUCGCCGCCCGCGCCCCCUGCCGCCGCGGCCACAGCCGUCGGGCCGCCGCUCUGCCGCCUGGCCUUCGAGGACGAGAGCCCGCCGGCGCCCACGCGCUGGCCGCGCUCGGACCCCGAGAGCCAGCCGCUGCUGGGUCCCGGCGCGGGGGGCGCGGGCGGCGCGGGGGCCGCGGGCGCUGGAGCCCAGGCCGCGCCGCCCCCGUGCCGCGCCGCGCCGCCCCCCUGCCCUUACCUUGACCUCGAGCCGUCGCCGUCGGACUCGGAGGACUCGGAGAGCCUGGGCGGCGCGUCGCUGGGCGGCCUAGAGCCCUGGUGGUUCGCCGACUUCCCCUACCCGUAUGCCGAGCGCCUCGGGCCGCCGCCGGGUCGCUACUGGUCGGUAGACAAGCUUGGGGGCUGGCGCGCCGGCAGCUGGGACUAUCUGCCCCCGCGCAGCGGCCCCGCCGCCUGGCACUGUCGCCAUUGCGCCAGCCUGGAGCUGUUGCCGCCGCCGCGCCAUCUCAGCUGCUCGCACGACGGCCUGGACGGCGGCUGGUGGGCGCCGCCGCCCCCGCCCUGGGCCGCGGGGCCCCCGCACCGUCGCCGGGCCCGCUGCGGGUGCCCGCGGCCGCACCCUCACCGCCCGCGGGCCUCACACCGCGCGCCGGCCGCCGCCGCGCCGCACCACCACCGGCACCGGCGCGCCGCCGGGGGCUGGGACCUCCCGCCGCCCGCGCCCACCUCGCGAUCGCUCGAGGACCUCAGCUCGUGUCCCCGCGCCGCCCCCGCGCGCAGGCUCACCGGGCCCUCCCGCCACGCGCGCCGGUGCCCGCACGCCGCUCACUGGGGGCCGCCGCUGCCCGCCGCGCCCCACCGGAGACACCGGGGCGGGGACCUGGGUACCCGCCGGGGCUCGGCGCACUUCUCCAGCCUCGAGUCCGAGGUAUGACGCGGCCUGGGAGGCCCCGCCGCCCCCUCGGUCAGCGCAGGCCACAGCCCGAGGGGGCACGCGGGGUGGACAGGACCCGUGAGGGUUGGAAAUGAAGAAAAUGGAACUGGCCGGACCCCGCCUGGAGCAGCGUCCUGCGCCCCUCGCUAUGGGGGGCACUUCAAACCGGAGGGGAUUUGGUCCCUCAAAUCUCACCUAGCCUGGGAGCAAGGGGGCGGGGGUCUCAGAGCCCACUGGACUUUUUUUUAAACCCGACAAGGGCUUUUUAACGUCACCAGACGGGGCGGGAGGUGGCGGGGUCACGCCACGCCCGCGUCCCACCCCCACGCCCGGGGCCGUGGCCCCCACAUCACUGUGCAGCUCCCCGGCCCCCCAGGCACGCCUCCGGGGAAGCCCGUUUUUAACCUUUCAUCCAUCGGGACUCGAAACUGUGAGACGCGUUCGCCAAACUGUGACCCCAGACCUUGGCCCCGCCACACAGAAACCCCUGACCCCAGACUGUGACUUCCGACCCCUGAAAAUGGUCAUCCGACCCCAGACUGUGACCCCUGACCCCAAACUGUGACCCCAGCCCCAGACUGUGCCCCGACCAGACUUUGACCCUCGACGUCAAACCGUGACACCCCCUUCUCCUUUUUCACCCUCAGUAGCUUUCCCCUCUUUUGUCCUAGGACACGCCCCCCAACGAAGCCCCGCCUCCACUGCCCCAGCGUUGAUCCCAAACUCCAUCAAGCCAAAACUUCCCACCCUGUCGCAACUCACGACCAGACCCAGGUGCCACCGGCCAUAUCCUCUCCAAAUCCAACCCUUUCAGUAAAGACGCAGCAGACCCCACCCCACCCCACCCCGCCCCAAAACCUCCACCUCCCAGAUCUCCAGCCGGGUCUGGAGCUGGGUUGUGGAAGGGAGGAGUCUGGGAGUCCACACUCACUACCAACCUCUUCCUUCUCUCCUGUACCACAUUGCAGUGUUUGGAAUAAACCCAUGUUUUUAUGCCUCCUCAA
Messenger RNA from Dama dama (fallow deer), 5009 nucleotides. It is a transcript of the gene GRIN2D, whose product is annotated as glutamate ionotropic receptor NMDA type subunit 2D. The record is from RefSeq and is a predicted model, not a curated record. The transcript is spliced from 12 exons. Bases 1 to 4005 code for a protein of 1334 amino acids. NCBI's taxonomy places the organism in Eukaryota, Metazoa, Chordata, Mammalia, Artiodactyla, Cervidae. Gene Ontology annotation, biological process: excitatory postsynaptic potential; monoatomic ion transport; long-term synaptic potentiation. Gene Ontology annotation, molecular function: transmitter-gated monoatomic ion channel activity involved in regulation of postsynaptic membrane potential; NMDA glutamate receptor activity. Gene Ontology annotation, cellular component: postsynaptic density membrane; NMDA selective glutamate receptor complex; plasma membrane.